GCAAAGGCUUCCGCAACCUGGAUAAGAGCUACAGCAAUGAUGCCAGUACAAAUGCACUGAUCAAAGAAGCAAGGAUCUCGGUGUGGGAUCGAGGCGGAAGACGAUGUUUCUCGUCGGUAUCGUCCUCAGCACGAAGUAUUGAGGUCGUUUAAUGGACAAAAGGAGGUUUCAGGGAUGAAAGCUGGGAAAGGGUAUUGCCUUAUUGUGCUCUCACGGACUGCAUAAAUCCUUUCUCCUCCUCUCUUCGCUUCCGUGCAUCGUUUCUUUGACCUCCUGUUCUCGAGGGAUGGAAACAGGACAAGGAAAUGAAGUGGGGAGUGGUAGUGGGAGCAAAGCAAGGUUUAGGAGCAUAUGUGUCUUCUGUGGAAGUAGGUCAGGAAACAGGCCUUCGUUCAGUGAAGCAGCUCUCGAUCUCGGAAAGCAACUGGUGGAGAGGAACAUCAACCUCGUUUAUGGUGGUGGAAGCGUCGGCCUGAUGGGUUUGAUAUCCAAGACGGUCUACGAUGGCGGCUGCCAUGUUCUCGGAAUCAUUCCCACAGAUCUCUUGCCAAACGAGAUAUCAGGGGAAACGAUAGGAGACGUGAUAAAGGUUGCAGAUAUGCACGACAGGAAGUCAGAAAUGGCCAAACAUGCCGAUGCCUUCAUAGCUCUCCCAGGUGGGUAUGGGACAAUGGAGGAGCUGUUGGAGAUGAUAGCUUACUCUCAGCUCGGCAUUCACCACAAACCAGUGGGUUUGCUGAACGUGGACGGGUACUACGACAGCUUGCUCCAUCUCUUCGACACAGGGGUACAUCAAGGCUUCAUCGAGGACUCCGCAAGGCACAUUGUUGUCUCAGCAGAAACUGCAGCGGAGCUCCUGAGGAAGAUGGAGCACUGCUGAUUCGCAUGGGAGAAAGCAAGGAACGAAUUGUUGUUGCUGUCUUGGCUGUCACUUGCAAGAGUCUGUGCCACUCCAUGACAGGGUUGUGCCAGGCACAGAUGGUAAGUGGACCAGCAAAUAGAUCUCACCACCAUAUCAUGUAGUACUGCAUGUCUACUAUUUACAGAUUAAGGUUCUUCUUUCCAUGUAUAUGUACAUAUGUAUCUGUUUGAGAGUCUAUUUGUACAUGUUUGCUUUGGUACUUUUGAUUCUAUCCCAUGGGACAAGUCAAAGUACCAAAUCUGGUG
Molecule: messenger RNA, 1167 nt
Organism: Musa acuminata AAA Group (dessert banana)
Lineage: Eukaryota; Viridiplantae; Streptophyta; Magnoliopsida; Zingiberales; Musaceae
Product: probable cytokinin riboside 5'-monophosphate phosphoribohydrolase LOG4
Exons: 7
Coding region: 287-880 (197 amino acids)
Biological process (GO): cytokinin biosynthetic process
Cellular component (GO): cytosol
Molecular function (GO): hydrolase activity, hydrolyzing N-glycosyl compounds
Source: RefSeq, a predicted model, not a curated record